CUUGCCAUCAGGCGUUGGAUCAAUGCUGAGGAGUCCGUGCAAUGUAAACCGGCCACCUGUACUAGGGCCUAGGGCUCUACGUCUCUACAUCUCUCCAGAACCCUCCGGCAAACACUCAAGGCAUGUUGGGCAUGUUUUAAACCAGACUCUCCGGCAAACCCUCGAACAAAGAAGCUCCAGCAAACCCUUAAACAGAGAAGCGGGGACGUUCCAGGCCAACGAAAGAAUCAUCAGGAACAACGCAAAGGAGAAAAACCAAUCAAAUCAUCAGGCUCAAAGGUGGUCUGCCAUCAAUAAUGCAGGUCAAAAUCACUCCAUUUUUCAUGGCUUCGGCCAACAAAAUGAGCUCAGGCAUCUUCAUAUGCCGGCUCCACCCCACCAAAUCUCGCCGAUGGGAACCUUAACCUUGCCACCCAUGAAUCCAUGGAGGCCCAACUGCCCAAGGGGAUCGAAACAAGCUACAACAAUUCGGCAUCUGAGAGGGAAACAAAAAGUUACUGCUGCUCGAUUUGGAUGGAGAGAGACCACCUAUUGCCCUUGUGCUCUGUGGACAGGGGAAGGGAGAUGGUGUAGGCAACGGCAAGGUUACCUACUGAUGUUAGCCUGCAAGUGGGAGAUCUACAUAAGCUUCCUGUUGCUGCAUUUGCUUACUGCUCUUUAUGCUGGAUGUAAUACUGCUCACAAAGUGACUAUUGCGAUUCCAUAAUACUAUAUAAUAUUUUACACA
Molecule: messenger RNA, 727 nt
Organism: Panicum virgatum (switchgrass)
Lineage: Eukaryota; Viridiplantae; Streptophyta; Magnoliopsida; Poales; Poaceae
Exons: 4
Coding region: 23-706 (227 amino acids)
Source: RefSeq, a predicted model, not a curated record